Zingiber officinale is the source of this 1378-nucleotide messenger RNA. Its product is annotated as chloroplast processing peptidase-like. Gene Ontology annotation, biological process: thylakoid membrane organization. Lineage: Eukaryota; Viridiplantae; Streptophyta; Magnoliopsida; Zingiberales; Zingiberaceae. Gene Ontology annotation, cellular component: chloroplast thylakoid membrane. Gene Ontology annotation, molecular function: serine-type endopeptidase activity. The transcript has 6 exons. The coding region runs from base 59 to 1075 and encodes 338 amino acids. The record is from RefSeq and is a predicted model, not a curated record.
GUGAACUUUAUCUUCGUCCGAGGGGGGGAGGGGGGAAAGAAGAAGCAAGGUAGAGACCAUGUCUUCCCUCCAAUUCUUCUCGCCCACUUCUCAAAGCCCUAACCCUAAUGCCAACCAUCCCUUCUCCUCCAAGAACGCCGUCGCCAGACCGACCGGCUACUCCUCUCUGUCAUGCCCCACCUCCCAGUUGCCCUUUGACGGCGCCACCUCCGACGCCGCCAGAUCCAUCUGCUCCUCCAAAACUGUCAGCUUUAGGCCCGCGCGCUGCGUUUCUCCGCCGAAAGGCUCCAAAUUUUUGGGGUCCCAGCUCCUCCGACCGAGGCAGCUCCGCCGGCGGAUCGGGUGCAGCGGGGGAGUAGAAACCCGAGGCGGUGAGGUCGACGCGCCGCCGCCGCUGUUGGACUCGAAGAGCGGCGGCGGCGGAAAUGAGGGUGGCGAGGGAAAGGAUGGAGGGGAUGGCGAGGAGGAGGAGAGGAAGAAGGGUAUUCUCCCGGAAUGGGCCAACAUCAGCAAGGAUGAUGUUAAGACUAUUCUGGGGGCGUUGGCGAUUUCCUUAGCAUUCCGAACGUUCAUAGCUGAACCGCGGUACAUUCCCUCUCUUUCGAUGUACCCGACGUUCGACGUUGGAGACCGCAUUGUUGCCGAGAAGGUUUCAUAUUACUUUAGACAGCCAUCUGUAAAUGACAUAAUCAUCUUCAAAAGCCCACCAGUAUUGCAGGAAGUGGGUUAUACAGAUGAUGAUGUAUUCAUUAAAAGAAUUGUUGCCAAGGAAGGUGACACUGUGGAAGUCCAUAAUGGCAAGUUAGUAGUAAAUGGAACUGUCAAAAAUGAAGACUAUAUUCUUGAGCCACCAUCAUACGAGAUGAACCCUAUUCAAGUACCUGGGAACUCUGUGUUUGUCAUGGGCGACAACCGCAACAAUAGUUAUGAUUCACACAUAUGGGGUCCCCUUCCUGCAAAGAAUAUACUUGGGAGGUCGGUUUUCCGAUACUGGCCACCUGGUAGACUUGGCAGCACAGUUUUUAGCGAAAAGAGUGAAGACGCAAAGCCAGAUAGCAGUUUAGUAGCCAAAUGACAUGUACAUGCUGCUUUUGAAUUCUCAAGAGGAUGUAACUAGUGAAAAUUGAUUACUGAUUCCCUUGUUAAGUCGCACAAUGGGGAAGCCACCAAAAUAUCAUUCAUGACGGGAGCGUUGCGGGCAAGCGUAUUUGCAUGUGUCACCUUGUUUAUUUUCUAUGUAUUUAAAAAAUAUACAAUCAUUUUUUUUGGUAACAAUAGGGUAAUCCUGAUGUCGAUUACCUUCACUUGCCUAACUUGUUCCUUUGAUGAACUCGAAUAAUCAGGAAGAUUGCUACCAUGAGACUAGUUUUGAUUGUUU